AUGCCGCGCCACGCGUGCUUCUUCGGGAAAUACCUCAGGCUGAAAGGCGAGGCUAUCCGCAAGGGGUUCAAGAAGAACCAGAUCAUACACCCGAUCCCCGUCAAGGCCUACGGACGGGUCCCAUCGGCAGCAUCGCAGACAGGCCUCUACCACGAUGAGGACUUCAACUACUACUCCAAGGUCGCGUUCUCGCUCAAGCGCACCCGCGUGAAGCUGAAGCCGAACGUGUUCAAGAAGGACAUCGAGUCGCGGCUCCUCAACGUCACCAUUCCGAACGUGCGGGUGACCACCAGCGCGAUACACGCCAUGACGGCGGCCGGGGGCUUCGACAACUACAUCCUGGACACCUCUCCGGAGCACCUGCGGUCGCAGCUGGGUGAGCGGAUGCGGAGCGUCGCGUACUUCUACAAGCAGUUCCCUGACAUUAGGGCGUUGCAGCUGCCGUGGAAGGUCUUCUACUCCGAGCACAGCAGGGCCGACCCCGCCUUCGCCAUAUACAAGCACGCCAUGGCGAAGCAGCGCAGUGAGGAGAAGGCGGAGCGCGAUCGACGGCGGUUCUCGCCCUUCUACCUGCCGCCAUCCCAUGGGCUCAUGCCGGAGCGGCAGAAGUUCCGCACGCCUGGCUCGGGUGACGGCGCGGCUGCCGGCGACCCUACGGACACGUCGGACGUCGAUGCUGGGGCAGGCGCAGCUGCCAGGAAGCUCGACCUGUGGUGGAAACAGGAGGGCCGUGAGGCGGAAUUCCGCCUCCGUCUGGGGCGCGCAACCGGGUUCGACGCGGCGCACGUGGACGUCGACAUGCAGGGAGCGUACCGCAAGGGCGGCGCACGAGGCGGCGGCGGCCCCCACGGCAAGUCCGUCAGGCGCCGCAGCAAGACCUUCCAUCCCAUACACAGACACAUUACGCAUAAAUAG
Babesia bigemina is the source of this 915-nucleotide messenger RNA. RefSeq lists its product as hypothetical. Gene Ontology annotation, cellular component: mitochondrial large ribosomal subunit. The record is from RefSeq and is a predicted model, not a curated record. The transcript has 6 exons. Lineage: Eukaryota; Apicomplexa; Aconoidasida; Piroplasmida; Babesiidae. Gene Ontology annotation, molecular function: structural constituent of ribosome. Bases 1 to 915 code for a protein of 304 amino acids.